Molecule: messenger RNA, 1035 nt
Organism: Solenopsis invicta (red fire ant)
Lineage: Eukaryota; Metazoa; Arthropoda; Insecta; Hymenoptera; Formicidae
Exons: 2
Coding region: 1-1035 (344 amino acids)
Source: RefSeq, a predicted model, not a curated record
AUGAGAAAACCAUUGGGCGAACAGGUUAAGACUCUAGGAUUGUUCUGGCGUGUUGAAGAGGACUCACUUACAUACAGAGUCAAAGAACCUCCAUCAGAAAUUCGCAUCACGAAGAAAACCAUUCUCUCCAUCAUAUCACAAAUUUAUGAUCCGUUAGGUCUGAUUAACCCGAUCGGUUGGGAUGAGUCUCUGCCGGAGAACCUGCACACCACGUGGAAGAAAUAUUGUCAACAGCUACAUAAACUGGAAGAAAUUAGCAUUCCGAGAGGAAUCAUUGCGACGGGUUCGACAAAAAUUGAAAUCCAUGGAUUUUGCGAUGCCUCGGAAAAGGCAUAUGGAGCCUGUCUGUAUUUAAGGUCAACUAAUAGCGAAAAUCAACGAACAUGUCAGUUAAUCUGUGCAAAGUCACGUGUAGCGCCAAUUAAGAAAAUCAGUUUGCCACGUUUAGAAUUAUGUGGAGCGUUGCUGUUGAGCAGAUUGAUGGAGAAGGUAGUCAAUGCACUCACAUGGCAAGUAGAAGAGAAACAUUACUGGUGCGACUCGACAGUGACUUUAGCCUGGAUCAAAGGAGAACCGUCUAGAUGGAAAACCUUCGUGGCCCAUAGGGUCACUGAAAUACAGAAGACCUCUACCGAAAUACAAUGGCAUCAUAUUAGAUCUGAAGAGUAUUCGGCUGAUAUGUUAUCCAGGGGAGUCGAACUGGAGAAGUUAAAAUUUGAAAGUCGGUGGUGGAAAGGCCCAGUGUGGCUAGAAAACGAAACCGUUUAUUAUCCGCUAGAGUCAUCAUGGUUAUCGGAGAUACCAGAAGGAAGAGUGAUGUCUACGAUGGUCAACGUGGAGCCCGGGUUGAGUGUUUGGACAAGGUAUUCAUCAUUGAAGCAAUUGAAGCAUGUUAUCACUUACUGCCUCAGAUUCUCAUACAAUUGCCGGAAGGCCACAGACCGGUUGACGAGUUGGUUAUCGGUCAAGGAAUUAGAGGAAGCAUUGAACAUCAUAUUGAAGCAGCAUCAGAACAGCAUUUUGCAAGAAAAAUAG